CUCAAGUGCCUGGAACUUUCUGCUUCUUAAAACACAUCUAAAACAGCCUUUCCUGGAACCAUUCUUUUCACCUUUCCUGGUUUCUGGCUCAGAGAGGAAUGAGAUUUUUAGCCAAGUUUGCUGACCAGAUGCACCAGGUUUCCUUUGCUGAGUGUGUUUCUGAUGAUUUGAGCUUUGAAAAAACCUCAGAUUCAGGUGCUUUGUGGGGACCUUGCAGAAAACUCUGACUUCCUCAGCACUGCUUGGAUUUUCAGAGUGUCCCACCACAGCCAUUUGGAAGGUUGACCAUUCCCAGCUGGCACAAGGAGGUGCAGUCCCCAGGGCUGUGCAGAGCCCCAGCUAAUGAGCUCCAGAUUUGGCUGCUCUGGGAUGUGCCAGGUUUUGCCUGGCAGCUUUUUUUUUUUCUUUUCUUUUUGGCUCCUUCUGAGGGAAAGCAGCUUCUUUCUGUCUUUGUAAUAAAUGGGGACAGCUGCACAUCGAGGCUGUGCCCUCCCAGAUUCUGAAGGUUUACCCAAACUCUGCUGGAGUUUCCUGCAAUUCCUCCUGGAGACUCCCACUCUCACAUCCCUGUGCCUGAUUUGAAGUGACAGUGAGCAGAAGCAUAAGGUAUCUCUCAUUCUGUUUGGACUCCUUGUUUACAGAAGAGUGAUGGAGAUGCUAUUAAGCACAAAAGGCAUCACCAUAUGCCUGUUUUUCUUUGUAUUGAGUUUGGCAGCAGCUAUUGAAAUACCAUUAUCAGUUUCCCAGCUUCCAACAAUCACAGAGCAAUCCCACACCCAGGUUGCCUACCCCUUUGAUGAGGACUUCACCAUUAAAUGUGAAGCCAGAGGAAACCCCCAGCCCACCUUUAACUGGACUAAGGAUGGAAAACCAUUUGAUUUAUCAUCUGACCCCAGGAUAGUCACAUCCAACAACUCUGGAACUUUUGUGAUCCAAAACAGGGGAAUCAUCAACAAUUUCCAAGGGAAAUAUCGCUGCUUUGCAUCCAACGUGCUGGGAACUGCCAUGUCAGAAGAAAUUGAGCUGAUUGUUCCAAGUGUACCAAAAUUCCCCAAAGAGAAAAUUGAGCCUCUGGAUGUGGAGCACGGAGAUUCUGUGAUCCUGCACUGCAACCCCCCAAAAGGCAUCCCCCCUCUGCAUAUCUACUGGAUGAAUAUUGAUUUGCAGCACAUCCCACAGGACGAAAGGGUCUCCAUGAGCCUGAAGGGAGACCUCUACUUUGCCAACGUGGAGGAGAGUGACAGCAGGAGUGACUACUGCUGCUUUGCAGCCUUCCCCAGGCUCAGGACCAUCGUGCAGAAGAUGCCCAUGACGCUCAAGGUUUCCCGCUUAAAGCAUGCUAAUGACUCAGGCUCACCUAACGCUGCUGUUACUAAGGCAAAUUUUAUCAAGGAAAGGAAGCCCAAGCUGCUGAUCCCUCCUGAAUCUGCUGGCAGUAGCUCAUCAGUCACUGUCAUCAAGGGAGGUGUCCUGCUCCUCGAGUGUAUUGCUGAAGGGCUCCCAACUCCUCACCUCAGCUGGGUGAAGGUGACAGGAAACAUGCCCAAGGAUGAGCCAGAGACAGAGAACUUUGGGAAGACCCUGAAGAUUGAGCAAGUGACAGCAGCUGAUGAGGGGACGUACCAGUGCACGGCCAGCAACCCCAUGGGCAGGGCCAGGCACGAGUUCCACGUGCAUGUGGAAGAGCCUCCCCAGUGGCUGAAGAAGCCCGAGGGUGGGGUUUACAGCGUGGGGACAAACCUGGUGCUGCUGUGCGAGGCCAUCGGGAACCCCGAGCCCAGCAUCCAGUGGAAGCUCAAUGGGAUGCCCAUCGAUGGCAGGACCUUCCGAGGGAGAAUCUCCACCCGGGAGAUCAGCCUGACCAACCUGCAGCUGCAGGACAGCGCCGUGUUCCAAUGCGAGGCCACCAACAAGCACGGCACCAUCCUGGCCAGCGCCAACGUCAACGUCCUCAAUAUUGCCCCCCUGAUCCUGACCCCAGAUGGGGAAAACUACGCCACGGUCGUGGGUUACAGCGCCUUCCUGCACUGUGACAUCUUUGCCUCACCUGCAGCAGAUGUCAGAUGGACCAAGGAUGACAGCAUAGAGCCCCUUUCAACGUUUCGCUACGAGUUAAACAAGAAUGGCACCCUGGAGAUCAGGGACACCAGGAAGGAGGACUCGGGGUCCUAUGCCUGCUGGGCUGCAAAUUCUGUGGGGAAAAGAGCAAUCACUGCUAAUCUGGACAUAAGAGAUGCUACAAAAGUUGUUGUUACUCCGAAGAACCCCCGAGUGCUGAAAUCACAUUCCAUUUUAUUGAAAUGCCAGGCUGAGUAUGAUCCCCACUUGAAACACAGUUUUAAAUUAUCCUGGAGGAAGGAUGGAGAUGAGCUGCCAGUCAACAGCACGGAAGGUGGCAGGAUAAUUCUGGACAGGGAUACCCUGUUCAUAUCCAGUGUUCUCCUGGAGGAUCAGGGAGUUUACAGGUGUGUGGCCAGAACUGCCCUGGACACUGCUGAGGCUGAGGCACAGCUGAUCGUUCUGGAUGUUCCUGACCCACCAGAAGACCUCCAGCUCUCGGAAAACCAAAACCGGAGCGUUCGACUCUCCUGGAAAGCUGGGGCCAGCCAUAACAGCCCUGUUAAUGAGUCAAUUAUAGAGUUUGAAGAGAACCACUGGGAGCCGGAGAUGUGGCAGGAGCUCACCAGAGUGCCAGGGAAUGACACCACAGCCCUGCUGUCCCUGUCGCCGUACGUGAAUUACCAGUUCCGCGUGGUGUCCGUCAACGCCGUGGGCAGGAGCCAGCCCAGCAAACCAUCCCUGCGCUAUGCGACCCCUCCAGCUGCUCCAGAUAAAAACCCAGAGAACAUCCGAGUGGAAGCCUCUGAACCCAAUGAAAUGGUGAUGAAAUGGGAGCCACUGAAGCCCAUGGAGAGGAACGGGCCGGGGCUGGAGUACAAGGUCAGCUGGAGGCAGCGGGGUGUGGAGACGGACUGGAACGAGGAGCUGGUGAAGAAGCACUCCCUGAGCGUGCGGAACGUGCCCACCUUCGUGCCCUACGAGAUCAAAGUCCAGGCUGUCAAUAAUUUAGGAUCUGGCCCAGAGCCAAACAUCACCAUUGGAUAUUCAGGAGAGGACGUUCCAGAUGCUGCUCCUUUGGGCGUGUCGGUGGAGGUCGUGAACAGCACCCUGGUCAAAGUCUUCUGGUUUGGGAUACCAAGGGACAGAGUUCGUGGGCACCUAAGAGGCUACAAGGUCAGCUGGUGGAAAACAAGAAGUGUGCUGGAUGGAAAGAGGCAUCACCCAGAGAAACACUUCCUGACGUUUGUAGGGGACAGGAACUAUGGGAUGAUUCCUGGCCUGGAGCCCUUCAGUGAAUUCCGCUUGACAGUUUCGGCUUUCACCUCCAGAGGAGAUGGCCCUGAGAGUUCCCCUGUGGUUUUUGAAACUCCAGAAGGAGUCCCUGAACAACCACGUUUUCUCAGGAUCCUGAACUUUGACAAGGACUCAGUCACUCUGUCCUGGGGGCUUCCCAAGAAAGCCAACGGCCACCUCACCGGCUACAUUCUGCAGUACCAGAUAAUCAACGAGACGCACGAGGUGGGCGCCGUGAGCAACGUGAGCGUGGCCAACCGCUCUGCGCUGAGCUGGCACCUGGCAGGGCUCAGCCCCAGCACCAAGUACAAGUUCUACAUCAAAGCCUGCACGGCCAAGGGCUGCGGGAAGGCGGCCACCGAGGAGGGGCUGACGCUGGCCCAAGGCACCUACGCUGGCAUUUACGAGGGGAUUUCCACCCAGGGCUGGUUCAUCGGGCUGAUGUGUGCCAUCGCCUUGCUCACCCUGCUGCUGCUGACAAUUUGCUUUGUCAGAAGAAAUAAAGGAGGCAAAUAUUCAGUGAAAGAAAAAGAAGAUUUGCAUCCAGAUCCCGAAGCUCAAUCAAUAAAAGAUGAAAUCUUUGGGGAAUAUAGUGACAGCGAUGAAAAGCCGCUGAAAGGCAGCCUCCAGUCACUUAACGGGGACAUUAAAGCCACUGGAAGUGCUGAUAGUCUGGUAGAUUAUGGAGAAGGGGAGCAUGGCAUGUUCAAUGAAGAUGGUUCAUUUAUUGGAGCUUAUUCUGGAUCUAAGGAAAAAGGAUCAGUGGAAAGCACUGGGAGCUCUACGGCGACUUUUCCUCUCCACGCCUAAAAUUGGUGUUUCAUUGUGGUGUUUGUCCUGGUUAGCUCCCCACAGGUGUGCUGGGGAGCAGGGUGCCACCUGAGCCAGUCAGGAAAAUCCUGACAUCCAGGUAAAACAAAAACCAGUCACUGCCACUAAAAGAUGAUUUUUCCAUCCUAAUUUCUAUGUGUUUUCUUCUGAAUAAAACAGAGUAAUUCUUUUUUCUACACGAUGUGUUAGUCUGAGCAAACCAGAGUUUGCUCUGGUGGUACAUCUGUGUCCCUGCCUGCUGCUCCAGGUGUUUCUUAGGCUUGGAAUAUGUUUCUCUGGGUGGUAUUUUUUGCCCUGUAUGCCUGUUGUCACAGGUGUGUGUGUAAAAUUCCCUCAUGGCCUUGGUUAUACCCUUGAGGCUGUGGCACCAACAAAACCAGAUUACUCUGCAAACUGACACAACGAGGAAAAUUAGAAUUUAAAAUACCAGAGAAAUAUAUUCUAUAUAUUGUAUAAUUUUUUCCUAAAGAAUUAAACCCCUUUGUGUAUGAUAUUCAAAACCAAACUGUUUUAGUGGUUACAGCUGAUGUCAAUUCUAAUUCUUAGAAAUGCAGCUUUGCCCACAGGAGAGUGUGGGUGAAGCUGCUGCCCAGUAGCUGGCACUAUUUCCUUAAAGAAGUUAAGCUGCAGCUCUUCCCUGUGGCAAGGCAAAACAGGGUUCCCAUCCAUCAUCACUCGAAAUAUUUUUAAUUUUUCCCAGCUGCAAGCUGCAUUUCUAAGCAAACUCCUUGGUGUCUGUCUCAUAUCUGUAUAUUUGUGAGCUAGCCAACAUUUCAUGGAGACGUUGUACAUAUGAUAUUAAUAUUGACACAAGUCCAGAGCAGCCUGGUUUUAUUUUGAACUGAGACAUGUUGCUAGCAUGGGUCUGUAUAGCUGUGUAGGAAUGAGUAGAUUUGCUUCUCAGUAUGGAUUUGGACCAGCAAAAUUAGUUUUCAGAAGGAGUUGUGUGUAUAGGAACCAUCCAAACCUCUCACCAUUCAAGCAGCACCUAAACUAGACCUACCUGAAUUUCAAGAGUUCAUUUCUUUGCAGCCUAUUCGCUGUUAAAUAAACAAGAAAAAAACAAAAGCAAAGAGAAAAUAUUAUUAUGGUAGAGUUUGUUUUCCUCUUUUGUUGACUGAAUGCUGGUUUAAAUCUGGUUCUUUGCCUCUUCAACACUAACUCAGCCGAGCUGUACAGCACAUUUUUUUGGUCUUUUUGUAUUGGAAUCUCCUGAAUCUCUUUUUAACAACAUUUGUAUUUUUCAAUCUGCUUGUUUGAGUAGAGCAUCAACGUGGCUUCAUUUCUUCUGUCACUCCCAUGAUAAAGGUUUUUCAGUAGCUCCUGCAGGAGGAAUAGAUCCUAAAAGCUGUUUGGCAUCCUGAUAGCAAUUAGGCAAAUAUCCCCAAAUGGCUCCUCCAUGAUUGCAGUGGAAGAAAGAGAGGAAGCAAGAAUUACUCCCGUGGUUCUGGGUUUCCAGCAAGGGCUACAAUUAAGCCCAGGGAAAUGCAGAUUUUUCCCAGUGGAAGGGCUGUGGAUCCCACACAGCUCCCCCCAGGCUGGGGCUGCUCCUCAGAGCUUGGAGGUUUCUGGAAGCCUUUGGUGCUGAAGCUUCUGCUUAUCUGUGCCUCUUUUUGGGGUUUUAAUUGGAGCUUUUAAGGGCUUUUUGUGUAACCUCUAUUUGGAAAAAGCAAACACCAAACAGCCAGCCCAAAGUCCCAUUCAGGCUGUGCCUAUAAAUGUAAAAUGGUGAAUGGAAAUCUGCCCUCAAUCAGAAAUUAUCUCAUAUCAGUGACCCACAUCAUUCACUUUUUAUUAUUUAUAAAAUUCUAUUUUCUGUACUUCACUCAAUCCAAUCACUGAAAAGGUCCAAAAGCCUUUUAAUUUGGGGGGGGGGGGGGGGGGGGGAAUAAAGAAAUUUUCCAAAGAAGGGAGUGCACAAUUAGAGAAAUGUGAAAAUUGGCAUCUCAUCAACAGAGACAUUUCCCAGCAGCAUCUUUAUCUGCUGACUCGUGUCUGCUGCAGCCCAAAGCAGAUAAAAUCUAAGAACUGAUUAGGCUUGUGACAACCUGCUGCUUGCUUUGGGCUGCUUUUCAUGUCUUUCCUUUGGGAAUCAUCUGCCCUGAUCAAACAUCUUUGAAAAUUAGGGAAUAAAGCUGGGGUGGGCUCCCCCAGAUCCUCACUUUGGGCUGGGGGGCUGUUCCUGCACACACCCAUCACAUUUUCCUGUGGGUCACUGGAACCAGACCCCUCAUCCCAGAAAAUGCUUCUGUUAAACAAUGUUAAAUUUCUCUGUUUCAGACCAUAUUAGUGAGUGUCAAAUGCUCCAAUAAUGGAUAUAAAACCUCUCAUGCAGCUCCUGCUCUGUCCCUGCUAAGAGCUGUUUGUGAUGUGCUGGUGGUGCUGCUUUUUCCACUCAGAUUUUAAUUCACAGCCUUAAAUCCUAAUGUUGGUGUUCCACAAUGCCUCAGGAGCUGAAAAUCAAACAGGGAGGAAAAGAUGUGCAAUGGAACCUGGAUUUUUGAACACGGGUUUUGAGGAAUAUGCCCAGUGAAUAUUAAACAAGUGGCUCAAACUCCCAGGAAAUCUCACUCACCUGAGCUGUUUUCUCUUCCCCAGUCAUUGAUUUUCCUUUUUUCCCUGCACUGGGAUUUUUUCUGCUGUAAAGGUACCCUGGAAAGUGCAGGUAUGUGAUGGUUUUUUAGAGAUUUUGUUUUUUCAAAGCAAGCUGAGGUUUUCCUGGGGAGUUUUUUGUCAUUGCAGGGAGCUGGGCUGUGUUUUUGUCUUGGGCUGAGCCAGGUGAGAGGCAGUGUGACCAGGUAGCUCAGAGAAAGUGUCACCAACUGCUCUGCAGUUCCUGGGACUUCCUGACUUGGAAGGGAUCCACAAAUUCAUCAAAGUCCAACUGCUGCCCCUGCACAGAACAGCCCCAAAAAUCACUCCCUAUUGUGAACUAGUGCAUUGAGCAUUAAAUCCUUGCCUUGGUUUGUUUGGGACUUUUUUGCAUUUUUUUUUUUUUUUUCUCUGGCCAGAUGUGUUUAUUAAAAUUAACUGCUGGAUUUCCAUGGGGAUUUCAUCACUUAACACCUAGCAUGGAAUUCCAGCCUGCCUGCUGGGAGGAGGGAGUCCAGCCCUGGGAGCAGAGCAGGGAAUUAUUAAUUAUCCCAUGCCAGGCUGUGCUUGGGUCCAUUUGGUUCUGACACAUUUUGCCUCAGAACAAGUGAGAGGGGAAAUGGCACUUUCAGGUUUGAUACCCAGGUCAAAAACCAGGAUGUAAUUCCACCCUGCAGGGAGGAGGCAUUUCCCUGGCCCCACAGAUCCAGGUCUGGGGAUUUAAGCAGCCUCUGGAAGAAGAGAGGGAUGGGUCUUGCUGAAGAAGUUGUGCAGUUUUUACUGUGCACAAGAUUAAACAAAUAAAAUCAGCUCUUCCUAAAUAACGGGUAAAAAAACCCUCUGUCCUUUAAACAAAUAAAAUCAGCUCUUCCUAAAUAAUGUAAUGGCUAUAAAAACCCUCUAUCCUUUCUCCCAAGGGAGCUGUUUGGAUUCCCAGAGCAGCAUAAUAUUGAUAAUUUGUCUCUAAUUUGCAUAUAUAUAUAUCCAUCUACAUAUAUAUAUAUAUGUAUAUAUACAUAUACACAAACAUCUAUAGACACACACAUAUAUAAAAAUUUAAUGACAUUAUCAAGAACUUGCAGGAACAGCCCCAGCUUCCCUCUCUGGUAAAAUCAGGGGAUCCAAUCUCCAGAAACCCUCAUGGCUCUGCACCCCAGCAGGAUCUGGGCACAGCCCUGGGCAUCAAAGCCCUGCUGGGGCUGGAUCUUAGGAGGAACAUUAGGAAUCAAAUCUUUAGGAAAAUAAUUAGAAAUCAAAUCAGGAAAUUAACUUCCCCCUCUGGAUAAAAUCAUGUGUUCAUAUAAAAAAAAUUUAAAACCUUUGUUGUAACUCACAUCUUAAAGGGAUCUAAUUAGCAAAUGAUUUAAUGAUUUUUUUAAUGACUGCUGUGUUGAUGUUCCACAAAUUCCAGUGAGUAGCUCUUUCCCUGGGAGCUGCUUCCAUUGGCUGAAUGGCUUCAAUCCAGUGCACGAGAGGUUUUCAGCAAAGUUUUCAGGCCAAUGUUAUUUUUGACAUGAAUACAAAUCGUAGCACAAUCUUUCUAUGUAUUAAAAAAAAAAAAAAGUGGGGUUUUUAAACAGUGACUCCACAUUUUGUAAAGAAAAGUUAGAAUAACAUUCACUGCUCCUUGAGCUUUUGAGAGGAAACCUCAUCAUCACUUUUCACAGCCAUUAUUGUGCAGAUAAGGAGUGUAUUUAGGUUGUUUUGCUUACCUGUAAGAACAGAUAGAAAGAAAGGAAAUUCUUCGUGCAGAAUUCCCUUUGUUUGCCAAUGGAUCACACCCUCAGCUGCAUCUCUGUCAGUGUUUAUGACGAAAAAUCAAGGUACAAACCACUCUGGAGUAGCAGGCCAUGUUUACAUUGCAGCUCUGGAUCUCUCAUGUCAAAUCUCAAGUGAUCUGCACUGAUUUGUUCUGUUUUCAGGCAGGAGCCCCUCGGGGGGUUUGAGCCAAAGCAUUCUGUCUGUUCAUUUUUUAUUACUAUGGUUCUGACUUUAAACAAGAGACUUUGUAAUUUCAUGAGAAAAAGAUCAAAGCAAAUGUGGUGUCACCAUCACAAUGUUACUUUUUUGGGAGCUAAAUGUUAGUGUGCAUUGAUUAAAGUUUAGAGAAACGUGUUGUACUGUAGUUGCUGUUUGUACCACGCAGAUGUGCACGUAUGGUUUGAAAAGAUAUUUUCAUUUUACAUGAAAUACAACUUUGCUAAUAAAAGUUUGACUUGAUGUAAUCUUCAAAA
This is a messenger RNA of Haemorhous mexicanus (house finch), 9011 nucleotides long. It is a transcript of the gene CHL1, whose product is annotated as cell adhesion molecule L1 like. Gene Ontology annotation, cellular component: plasma membrane; axon. The coding region runs from base 649 to 4164 and encodes 1171 amino acids. NCBI's taxonomy places the organism in Eukaryota, Metazoa, Chordata, Aves, Passeriformes, Fringillidae. The record is from RefSeq and is a predicted model, not a curated record. Gene Ontology annotation, biological process: cell-cell adhesion; axon guidance. The transcript is spliced from 26 exons. Gene Ontology annotation, molecular function: protein binding.